Gracilinanus agilis (Agile Gracile Mouse Opossum) is the source of this 984-nucleotide messenger RNA. RefSeq names its product protein phosphatase 1 regulatory subunit 35 (gene PPP1R35). Bases 172 to 984 code for a protein of 270 amino acids. Lineage: Eukaryota; Metazoa; Chordata; Mammalia; Didelphimorphia; Didelphidae. Gene Ontology annotation, biological process: negative regulation of phosphatase activity. Gene Ontology annotation, molecular function: phosphatase binding. The record is from RefSeq and is a predicted model, not a curated record. The transcript has 4 exons.
GUUGAAAAACUCGAAGGAGAAGUGACGCGUGGUCUUGGGCGGGGGUUGUUCUCCCCGCCUUCUCUUUGAAGCGCCAACGGGUUCUGGUUGCGGCGUCUUGGCCCCCUCUACCCGAAGGCCUCUCUCUGCUGCUUCUUUUCCGGCUAUUUCUUUCCCGUUGAUAUUUCCCGAAUGAUGCUGAGUCGGGGCAAGGGGAGGCUCGGAGGGCCCUGGGUGGAGGGGGUAUCUUUAGGGCCUCCAGGAGUAGAUCCCGAACCCUUUGCCUCCAAGCCGGAGCCCGAGCCUGGCCUGGACCUGAGCUUGAGCCCUGGCUCCAGAAGCCCUGAACAGCCCUGCUCCAUCCUGCGGCGGGAGGGAGCUCGGGCCAUGGGGCGGAGAGGACGGCAGAGAGCUCGGCAGGUUCGCUUCCACCUGGCCUCCCCGGGUCAGUCUCCCUCUUCCAGAGCGUCCCCAUCACAGGGGAAGGUAUCCACAGGUGAACUUUUGGAGAAGUGUGAAGCCUUACCAUCCCUCGAGUCCCCGGGAUUUCAAAGUACCCUGGCCUUGGGGCAACAACUGGAGUCUGUUAGAGAGGCCACAGCUUUGGGGCAGUUUGAUGCCCUGAAGGCUGCAGGGGAACAGUUGAAAAGUUCAUUCUUAAGUCGCUGUGAGAUGGAGGAAAACAUAUCAGAGGGUCUUAAUGUGCCUAGAUCCCAAAGGCUCUACCGGGACCUGGUGAGUCUGCAGGUUCCAAAGGAGCAAGUGUUGAACGCUGCGUUGAUGGAAAGACUGGCCUUGCUUCCACCACAGCCUCAGGUUCCACUCCACAAGGAGGUUCCAGCAGCAGGUCCAGAACUAAGCAUCUUAUGUGAUCCCCAGUCACUGGCCCAUGAGUCUCCACACUUAAUACUUGAAGGGUUCCCUCUCUUGAAGCUCAGGCCACAGCCCCGUCCUGCAGAGGAUGCCUUCCUCAUGCACCAGACUCUCAGACGGUGGGAUACGUAG